CCCCCGGGACCCCCCGGGACCCCCUCGGGACCCCCCGGGACCCUCCGGACCCCCGCCAUGGAGGACGUGACCCCCCCGGACCUCCUGCCCUUCCUGCUGCAGGACUGGGGCGCUCAGGAGGCGGGGGGGGCGGCGCCGUUCGUGGAGAUCCUGGAGCAGCCCAAGCAGCGCGGGAUGAGGUUCCGGUACAAGUGCGAGGGGCGCUCGGCCGGGAGCAUCCCCGGGGAGCACAGCACCGAGAGCACCAAGACCCACCCCACCAUCCGCGUGAGUGCCCCAGUGAACAACUACCGGGGCCCGGGGCGGGUGCGGGUGUCGCUGGUGACCAAGGACCCCCCCCACCGCCCCCACCCCCACGAGCUGGUGGGCAAGGACUGCAAGGACGGCUUCUACGAGGCCGAGCUGUGCCCCGAGCGCAGCAUCCACAGUUUCCAGAAUUUGGGGAUUCAGUGCGUGAAGAAGCGGGAGCUGGAGGCGGCCGUGGCCGAGCGGAUCCGCACCAACAACAACCCCUUCAACGUGCCGGCCGAGCAGCGCGGGGGCGAGUACGACCUGGCCGCGGUCAGGCUCUGCUUCCAGGUGUGGGUGAGGGGCCCGGGGGGGCUGCGGCCCCUCCCCCCCGUCCUGUCCCAGCCCAUCUACGACAACCGUGCCCCCAGCACGGCCGAGCUGCGCAUCUGCCGCGUCAACCGCAACUCCGGGAGCUGCCGGGGCGGGGACGAGAUCUUCCUGCUGUGUGACAAGGUCCAGAAAGAGGACAUCGAGGUGCGUUUCUCGGCCGAGGGCUGGGAGGCCAAGGGCUCCUUCGCGCAGGCCGACGUUCACCGCCAGGUCGCCAUCGUGUUCCGCACGCCGCCCUUCCGGGACCCCGCGCUGCGCGCCCCGGUCACCGUGCGCAUGGAGCUGCAGCGGCCCUCGGACCGCCAGCGCAGCGCCCCCGUCGACUUCCGAUACCUGCCCCACCAGGGGGACCUGCAGUGCAUCGAGGAGAAGCGCAAGAGGACGCGGGAAACCUUCCGCUCCUUCAUCCAGCGCAGCCCCCUGCCCGCUCCGGCGUCCGGCGAGUCGCGGCCCCCCCGGCGCAUUGCGGUGCCCUCGAGACCCCCCCCGGCCCCCCAGAACCCCCCCAGUGCGGCUCCCUCCUUCUCUUUCGGGGGUCCUGGGGGGCUCCUGGGGGGCCCGGCCCCCCCCGAGGCGGAGCCUUUGUCCGAGGCGCUGCUGCAGCUGCAGUUUGAGGAGGGGUCCCCCCAAAUCGGGGGGGGUUCCGGCGCCGUGGCCCCCCCGUUGGAUUUUGGGGCUCUUUUGGGGGACUCCUCGUUCCCCCCCCUGGACGCCAUCAACGCCUCCGAGGUCCAGCGCCUGCUGGGCCCCCCCGAGCCCCCCCCGAGCUUCGGGGACCCUCCCCCGGAUUUUGGGGGGGGGGUUCCGGAGCUGCCCCCCCCACCCCCCCAGGAGUUCGGGGGUCCCCCCAUGCUGAUGUCGUACCCCGAGGCCAUCGCCCGCCUGGUGCAGAGCCAGCCCCCGGGGGCGCCCCCCGAAAUGGGGCUGGGGGCUGAGCUGGGGGGGCUGGGGGGGGCCGAGGACUCGCUGCCCUCGCUGGGGGAGCUGGACUUGAGCACCUUCCUCAGCCAGUUCCCCUCCUCCUGACUGGGACGGACUGGGACGGACUGGGAGGUGUCUUGGGGCUUACUGGGACUUACUGGGAGGGUUUUAGGGGUUACUGGGAGGGGUCUGAGGGCUACUGGGGCUGUACUGGGAGUUACUGGGAGUUAUUGGGAGGUGUCUUAGGGGUUACUGGGAUUUACUGGGAGGGUUUUAGGGCUUACUGGGACUUACUGGGAGGCUUUUAGGGGUUACUGGGAGGUGUUUGACGGCUACUGGGGCUUACUGGGAGUCACUGGGAGGUGUCUUAGGGGUUAUGGGGCUUACUGGGAGGGUUUCCGGGGUUACUGGGAGUGACUGGGAGAUUUUUAAGGGUUACUGGGAGGUGUCUGAGGGCUACUGGGAGUUACUGGGAGUCACUGGGAGGUGUCUUAGGGGUUACUGGGGCUUACUGGGAGGCUUUUAGGGGUUACUGGGAGGUGUUUGACGGCUACUGGGGCUUACUGGGAGUCACUGGGAAUUCCGUGCGGUUACUGGGACGACACCGAGUGCCUGCUGGGGGUUACUGGGAGCUACUGGGGAACUCCUGGGGGGUCCCUGGGUGCCUUUUGGGGGGGUCCCCGCUUUGCCCCGCCCCCCUGGGCACAGCAGCCAAUGGGAUUGUGCCCGCCCCUCCCCCCCGGCAUUAACCCCGCCCCCUUGGAAGUGCCUUUGGGGGGGAGGGGAAAGCCCCGCCCCUUCCCCACCCCAAUAAACGGUCCAAGGCC
Molecule: messenger RNA, 2369 nt
Organism: Serinus canaria (Common canary)
Lineage: Eukaryota; Metazoa; Chordata; Aves; Passeriformes; Fringillidae
Gene: RELA
Product: RELA proto-oncogene, NF-kB subunit
Exons: 12
Coding region: 58-1647 (529 amino acids)
Biological process (GO): regulation of transcription by RNA polymerase II; response to cytokine; innate immune response
Cellular component (GO): cytoplasm
Molecular function (GO): DNA-binding transcription factor activity, RNA polymerase II-specific; RNA polymerase II cis-regulatory region sequence-specific DNA binding
Source: RefSeq, a predicted model, not a curated record